CAAAACGAACAGAACUUUGUAGUUUUUUUGUUGUAUUGUUUUGUUUACGUUUAGUUGCAGAAAAGAAACAGCAAAGCACUCAUAAUUUAAACAAAUUCGUUUGGAAUCGCAAAUUUAUUUUGGAGCGGAAAUAUUUGCCGAAAGUGCUGAAAGAGUUAAAUUGGUUGAAACUGUUUUACAAUUUCGUUAUAAAGCUCCUACCCGCAAGAGUGCUUUAGCUUUCUGGAGUACACAGCCUUGUUUUCUUCACAUUUGUUAUCGUCGCACGUGUUAGCUGUAAACAGCUGUUCGUUAAAAAUCACAAUUUCUUUUCAAUUCAUUUAUUAAAAAUGACAAAGGUUGUAAAGAAAAAGGAUAAACGAAAAUCCGCAUCCUAUAAAAAGUUAUCUCGUAAAGAACUACGGAAGCAAAAACUGCAAAGCAAAAAGGAAAACAAGCGUUUGUUUUUCUCCAAUAAAACGAAUGGUGCUGCAUUAGUGGCCGAUGCUAAGGCAGCAGCAAAUUCACAAAAAUCUAAGAAGGCAAAGAAAAGGAAAACCAAAAAGACUACCAAAGUUGUAUCGCCCGAAGAUUUACCCAUAGAGGAAUUGCUUUCUGGAAAAGUAGAUUCUGAUAAUGAUGAAUCCAUCGCUUCAGACUUCUCGGAUGAUGAAGUCAGUGCACGCAUUCCAGCGAACAUGGCAAAACAAGAAAAGCCAAUACAAAAUCAGAAGAAGAAAAAACAGCAACCUACACGGCCUGAUGCUGAGGAACAACGGCGGCGCGUGUUGAAACAACAGAAAGAUUUGGAGAAUGUGGCACGUAAACAACGACUGAAACAACUGAAAGUUGAAAAUGAAGAAGAAGACCGUUUAAUUUCCAAGUUAGAAAAGAAGUUGAAACUUAACAAGACUAAGGACAAAAAUCGCUUGGUGCGCAAAAUGUUUAGCGACGGCUUAGAUUAUGCCUUGGAGUUCUGUCUAGAUGAUGAAGAGGAGAAGCGCAAACGCGAGCUGAAAGAAAAGCGAAAGGAAGAACUACAAAGGCAGAAUGUCAGUGGCUGGAGUGAUGAGGAGGAAUUUGAUGACGAAGGUGAUGAAGAUUUAUUAGGCGGUGCAUUAAGUGAUGACAAUAGUGAAAGUGGUGAAGAUGCUUACAAAGAUGACGACGACAACGAAGCUGAUAGUAAUGUUGAGGAUGAUGUGGAAUUUGACGAAGAAAAUACAGAAGAUCAACUAAAGGAAGACAUUUACGGCAGAAAACGUGAUAAAGAUGGAAACAUUAUAAAAACUUAUGUUGAGCCAAAGCCUGAUGCGCAACAGCCACAAAAAUAUAUACCGCCUCAUCAACGUGCUUUGCUCGUUGCCACACAGAAUGACAACAAACAGUCACAGCUGCUGGAACGAUUGCGUAAAAAUUGUAAGGGUUUGCUAAAUCGUCUCUCUGAGGCUAAUCUGCAUAAGAUCGCCAAUGGCAUUGAGGAGUUGUACAUGAAAAAUUCUCGCUAUAAUAUGAAUGAAACGCUUGGUGCCCUCUUACGGGAGGCAUUACUUGGUCGCACUAUAACGAAUGAGCGUAUGGUGCAGGAACAUAUGGUGCUUUUGGCCUAUCUACAUGCGCAAGUAGGCAAUGAAAUUGGCGCUCAUUUUCUGCAAAUGUUCAUAGAACAAUUUAACACACUUCUAACAGAGAUUUUCACGCUCGCCGUAGAAGAUAAGAAAUUGAACAAUUUAAUUUUAGUACUCGCAUACAUAUAUAUUUUCAAAAUAUAUGAACAUCGUUUGCUACUGGAAAUAAUCGGUCGACUGUCCGAUAACUUGUGUGAAAAAUCAAUUGAGUGUCUACUACUUAUCUUCCAGUCCGUGGGCUUCAAAUUGCGUAAAGACGAUCCACUUGCCUUUAAGGAAAUGAUGUUGAGUGUGCAGCGCAAAAUCGCAGAAGCACCAUUGGAACUGAAAGAGAAUUUGCGUCUAAAAUUCAUGGUUGAUAUUUUGAAUGCCGUUAAAAAUAAUAAUAUCAAUAAAAUACCACAAUUCGAUCCGGAGCUGGCGGAGAAUCUGCGCAAACGGCUAAAAGCUAUGUUGCGCAAUGACAAAUAUGUGACGACACUCAAUAUUACCAUGGAUGAUUUACUGCGCGCAGAUCAAGUGGGCAAAUGGUGGGUGGUGGGUUCAGCAUGGAGCGGUAACAUCGAUGAUAUCAAUUCGGCGUCAAAACAAAAGAUAGAUGAAGGCAUUGUUGCUGGACAACGUUUCUCAGAAAAACUACUUAAACUGGCAAAACAGCAGAAAAUGAAUACCGAGGAACGUCGAAACAUAUUCUGUAUUAUAAUGGGUGCUGAGGACUAUGUUGAUGCUUUCGAGAAAAUAUUGCAUUUGGCAUUGAAAGAUCAACGUAGUAUUGCUUAUGUGAUUAUUCACUGCUGUUUGAAUGAGAAACGUGCUAAUCCAUAUUAUGCGCAUCUUGCGCUUAAGUUCUGUCACUACAACCGCAAAUUUCAAUUGGCUUUUCAGUUCGCCACUUGGGAUCGUAUCAAUGACAUGGAAUCGCUAAAUAAGUUGCAAGUGAAGAAUUUAGCGAAAUUCCUACAACAUUUAAUAUUAAAUGGCGGAUUACAGUUGUCCGUGCUGAAAGUUGUUAACUUUUUACAGCUAGACAAGAUAAGCUUUGUUUUCAUGAAGGAAAUAAUGGUCGGUUUGCUAAUGAGCGAGCGUGAUAGUGAAAUCUAUCAGGCAUUCGAACGUGUUGCCAAAAAUACAAAACUCACACAAUUUAAGAAUAGCAUACGCUUGUUCAUACAACAUUUCCUACUGCAAGAGGAGAGCAAACUUAAGUUGAGUGAAGAACAACUGAGUCAUUUAAAGAAACGUGCAGACUAUGUUGAUAACAUACUUGCAUAUGUGGACUUGUAAUUUUGUAUAGUUAAUUUUAACAAAUAUAUA
Bactrocera oleae (olive fruit fly) is the source of this 2921-nucleotide messenger RNA. RefSeq names its product nucleolar MIF4G domain-containing protein 1 homolog. Gene Ontology annotation, cellular component: nucleolus. Lineage: Eukaryota; Metazoa; Arthropoda; Insecta; Diptera; Tephritidae. The record is from RefSeq and is a predicted model, not a curated record. Gene Ontology annotation, molecular function: RNA binding; protein binding. Gene Ontology annotation, biological process: ribosomal small subunit biogenesis.